CUCUAAUCAGGGACGUUCUGCCUCCAGGUCGACGACAACAUCGGCCUGCUGAUGCGUGAGCUGAACCGGACCGGCCUCUGGGGACGCAUCAACCUCAUCGUGACCAGCGACCACGGCAUGGCCCAGUGCUCGGCCGAUCGCCUCAUACGGCUCGACGACUGCCUCCACCCGGACAACUACACCCUGGUGGACCUGACACCCGUCGCCGCUCUCAUCCCCAACGACCCGGAGACGGCCUUCACCUCGCUGAGUAAGUGCCAUCCCCACAUGACGGCGUACAUGAAGAAAUCCAUCCCCGACAGGCUUCACUAUCGGAACAACGUACGCAUCCAGCCGAUCAUACUUGUCGCAGACGAAGGCUGGACCAUAGUAAAGCAGGGAAAUAAGCUGCCGAGAUUGGGCGAUCACGGGUAUGACAACUCCCUGCCCAGCAUGCACCCCUUCCUGGUGGCGGCGGGUCCCAGCUUCCGUCGAGGCUUCCGGAUGAAGAGCUUGCAGAGCGUAGAUGUGUACCCGCUCAUGUGCCGCCUGCUGUCGGUGCCGGCGCAGCCCAACAACGGCUCUCUGGUCCGGGCUCAGUGUCUGCUGGCCGGCGAGACCUGCUGGGACGUGUCCAUGGUGGUCGGACUGGUGGUGGGCGUGCUGCUGCUGCUCAGCGCCAUAACUGUUCUUUUCAGGUUCAUGCGCUCCCCCCGCUCCUCUGGCUCCAGGCCCUUCCAGAGGCUGGACAUCCUUUAUGACGACGACGAACCCCUGGUUCCAUAAGCCGCCCAGCGCCCUGCUUCUUCUGACCUUGUUGCACUUUACUGUUUCGUUUUCUCCUUCCAUGUUUUCAUUUAGACGUAUGCUCAGGUUUGUUUCUAUAGGUGUAGGGACAUUUUCUCUCUAAAUCUCUUUGCUUCCUCUUCCUAUGACAUGGUGUAGAAACAGCUGUUACCAUGGAUACUGUUUGUUUGAUUUUAAUUAUGUGAUGUGCUUCAUUGUGGGGAGACUUAUAGCUUUGCUCCCGGAGGGACAAGGACCAGUUCGGACUACUUUUAAUGUGACAGCCAUCUUUAAAACAUUUGUUUUGGUUUGUGAACGUGUGCAUUUGUUUGUUGUUCUACUUUUUGCCAGCAGAGGGAGCUCAUGUUUAACCUUGUCCUUUUAGAUUUCUUCACACUGAUUGCCUAUUCAGGUCAAAAUAUAUUUUCCAUUAGUAUUUUUUUUGUUUUAUUUUACUUUGAAAGCAACAUUGUAAAUCUGAAUUCAUAUGUUUUGCACUAAAGCUAUGUAUGACUAGUUGGCUAAUGAAAUCAAAAUAGAAAAGGGAUGCUAUUUUUUUUAUAAGUUAGCCAUAUAAGUAAUACCAAAGAAGAGAUAAUCAAAAACUUUUAUCAUUGGCUUCUGUUCUGAUUUUUGGUUUAGACUUGAAGAGGUCCGGUUCCCUUAAUAAGGGGAUCAAAUAAAGGGAUCAAAAACUGUGAAUUGUUGCUGCUGAAAGCUCAAAGAACAGGUUGUUGAUAUUCAGUGUUUUUCAAAUCAAAUAAAUCAAUAGCAAAUUUCAUGGAUUUCAUAUCAAGAUGGUUUAACAGCACAGUGGAUAAAACUAUGGGAACAAAUAAGUGUGGAUUUCUAACUAAACAAGCCUAAAAAAUGUGGUUUUGUGUCAUCAGGACAAACUAAUUUAUUUCUCAUUUUGGAUCAUGUAGAAACCACUGCAGUCAUAAUAUUGAAUAUCUCAAACCUUUCUUUCAUGCUGUAAUGCUUGCAUGGGUCUUCAAACAUAUGUUUUAUAAAUAAUAUAUGUAUGUCUUUUUCAGGGAUUUUUCUUUUUCAGUGUAUGUGCAAGAGCACAUCUGAUUACUGAAACAACUCUAGGUCCAUGCUCCGGUCAUUUCUAAGAUAUUUUGCUAAAUGUAUUUUUUACAUUAAAAUUUACAGCCUCCUCCAUAUUGACACCUCUGGUAAAGAUGUAAUAAAUAAAUUACUCUUUGAUUUUGUCAGUAAUGUUAAAACUUGCAACUAUUAUUCUUACUUUAGAUCAAGGCAAACGUGGCCAUUUGUCUGCGUUAUUACAUGUUUUCUUAUUUUUUUCUUAUUUUGAAGAGUGGUUAAGAGAAAUUGUCCUUUAUUUAUCCCAGGAAAAAAAGGAAGUUGUAGACCCUUAAUUAAUUACUGUAAAUGAACUAUUAUCAAAAUGCUUCAGUUAAAUUUUUCGUAGUGUCAGUAAUUUGGCACUAAUGUACUCAAAGUAGUUUUUUAAUAUAUUUUUUAAUUCAGCAUGGGACUAUGUAGCAGAAAUAAAAUAUUUACUAUUAUAAAUCUUAACCAGUAAAGUCAAUAAAUCUAGAGGUUGCUGUCAUUUUUUUGGGUCAAAAUUCCUAGUGAGUUGUUUUUGAUUUAAUAUUCGUAAAUAUUUCACCGUAUACAUAUUUAUGAGCAUCAUAUAUGUAUAUAAAUGGCAUUGGAAAUCUGCAUCUUUGUAGAAUAUUUGUUACUUCUUUCAGGAGGGAAAAAUAUUUUUGUAUUAUACUGGCCUGUAAAGAGAUUGUUUUGUUUUUGUUUUAGAUAAAUAUGAUUCAAUACUAGAAUCUUUGUGUUGUGUUUUGUUGAAAUCAUUACAUCUGGCUUCGGUGAGAAAGAAAGGGCAACACACGUUUGGAAAAAUUCAUUUGUAUUCCUUUGUAUUUUUUUUUUCUCCAUUGCAGUCACAACAUUACAACGUAAUAAAAUGGCAAAUAUAUAAAAUCAAACCCAA
This is a messenger RNA of Fundulus heteroclitus (mummichog), 2740 nucleotides long. It is a transcript of the gene enpp4, whose product is annotated as ectonucleotide pyrophosphatase/phosphodiesterase 4. The record is from RefSeq and is a predicted model, not a curated record. Bases 52 to 765 code for a protein of 237 amino acids. The transcript has 4 exons. NCBI's taxonomy places the organism in Eukaryota, Metazoa, Chordata, Actinopteri, Cyprinodontiformes, Fundulidae.